Molecule: messenger RNA, 1937 nt
Organism: Daldinia vernicosa
Lineage: Eukaryota; Fungi; Ascomycota; Sordariomycetes; Xylariales; Hypoxylaceae
Exons: 4
Coding region: 455-1588 (377 amino acids)
Source: RefSeq, a predicted model, not a curated record
GCAACGGAACAUGCGGAUAUUCCCUACCCUAGCCUAGCCUAGCCUAGCCCCUGUUGUUUCUCCCCUAGUCUAUAUUAGGUACGUAUUUACUAUUCGACACAUGUGAUUGGCUCCAAUCUCCCAUCUUCCCCUUGUAAACCCGAACCCGUUCAUCGCGUCCAAGCUCAACUCGAAACUCAACAAAAUCGCCAAUCAUGAAGGAGAUGAAGCUGUCAUGAUGACGGCAGCAAGGGGAGCUAGAAAACUUCCAUACCACUCCCCGCUCCUUUUCUUAAGGUCGCUAGCAAUUCAUAUUUACUCAGGAUAGCUUCGAUUGUCAACUGUGCCGGUUCGCAGACCAGACAUACACACGAAGCUGUUUGUCCGCCUAUCGUCUAACUUAUUAUCCACUUCAAUUGAGACGAGAUACUCUAGGGCUACUACACCGAGAACUAUACGGUGUAUCAGCAUCGCAAUGGCAUCCCAAACCCCUUGGAUCCCCCGAUUGCAUCUCUGGGAGAUCGACGACCAGCCGUGUCCGAUCCAACACAUCUUCACCCGCUGUGGCUUACCGCAGGUCUAUCCCGCUUCUCUUGGCUGUCUGACCUACCUACCCUCUCCCUGCAUAGCGACAAGACAAGGGGAACAGCAGUCGUUCCCCUCUUUCCUCCGCGCAUACGUCCAAGACGGCCUAACGCACGCCUGGACCGUCCACAUCCCGUUUCUGCAGCGCAGCAGCCCCGCGACCAUCGUAGCCGAGACGCUACGGCGCGAACUCGGCAGCUCCGUUUCGCGGUACACCUACAUCGACUUCUGCGCCGGAGCCGGUGGUCCCACACCAUUCAUCGAGCGAGCUUUGAACAGCCAGCUCGCGCGCCGCCGCGACGACGCGACGCACCGGGUUCCCGCGACGGCGCAAUCCGGCGUCGUAGACGGCGAAAGUCGCGCUGCCGCAGAUAACACGCCGAGCUACGCGGCCGUUGCCAGUCCCAAGGCCCAGUCUACUACCGUCCAGGAAGAGGACAGCCAGGUGGACUUCGUGCUGACCGACUUGCAUCCGCACGUCGAGUCCUGGGAAGCCGCGAGUAAGAAGAGCGACCACCUAACGUACGUCGCGCGCCCCGUCGACGCCGCCAGCGCCCCUGCCGACCUACUACGUCGGUACACGGGGAAGAAGAGCAGGAAGGGGAUUUUCCGGCUGUUCAACUUGGCAUUCCACCACUUCGAUGACGACCUAGCUCGCGCUAUCUUAAAGAACACGGUCGAGACUAGCGAUGGGUUCGGCAUCUUUGAGCUACAAGACCGGACCCCCACCGGCCUGCUGACGUGCUUCGCCUUCGGCUUCUUCAUCUUUCUAAUCGCUCCACUGCUAUAUUGGUGGUCACCCGUGCGCUUGUUCUGGGUUUAUGUUAUCCCUGUCGUCCCCUUUGUGCUUGUCUUCGACGGUCUUAUUUCGUGCCUACGUACCCGCACUGCCGACGAGGUUGAGGCCCUAUUACGGACCUGUGGUGCCAACAGCGACGGCUGGGAGCUUAAGAGCGGAAAGGAGCAGUUUCUUUGGCCCUGCGGAUAUUUACACUGGAUCAUCUGCACCAAGAAGGCUACAUAAGGACCGAAAAUAUUCGGGCCGUAGGGUAGGGGGUGUAUCGGUGUAAAGCAUAUGGUAUCAUAUAGCCACUUAUGAUUCUUGCCCCCUUGUACAAAAUGUCAUUUGGUUGCAUUCCGCAAAGUAUAGAAUAUAUGAAAGCCAUGAUAAUAUAUACAAAUGGUAUUUUCCUUAGUCCCCCGUAAAUGACGUUGGCAAUGCUUCCCAUGAUAACCGCUGGACGCCCCCGGUCGCUUUCUACAUAGACAGUUAAGCGAACUAAAGAUGAUAAAAGAUGGGUAAUCAACAGCCGGGGCUGACAAAUUAUUUCGUCAACCAACCAAGGUAAUCCAUAACAAUUAAGGUUACCAUA